Exophiala spinifera is the source of this 1146-nucleotide messenger RNA. RefSeq lists its product as uncharacterized. Gene Ontology annotation, molecular function: nucleotide binding. Lineage: Eukaryota; Fungi; Ascomycota; Eurotiomycetes; Chaetothyriales; Herpotrichiellaceae. Bases 1 to 1146 code for a protein of 381 amino acids. The transcript has a single exon. The record is from RefSeq and is a predicted model, not a curated record.
AUGCCGUCACCUCCACCAACACGAGUGAUCCUUCUGGGGGCGCACCAUCCUCAUUUUUAUAUUCGCGCCAACAUCCUCCAAGGACGAGGAGACACACAGAUCGUUGGAUUCUGGGAAGAAGAUAGCGUGCUCGCCAGGAAGCUCGCCGAGCAACUCCCCAUCCGGCGGUUUGAGUCCGAACAUGAGCUCGUCAAGCAAGAGUUCGACAUCGCUUUCGUGCACCCUCUGGACCACGACAACCCCCGGCUCGCGCUCCUCGCGGCAUCUCACGGCGCCAAGGGGCUCCUUCUCGAGAAGCCAGGGGCGACGCACCCGUCACACCUCUUCUCGCUGGUCGAGUCACUGAAGGCCUACCCGGACCUGGUCGUGGAAUGGGGCUGGGAAAUGCACUACGCCGAGGCGAUGGACUUUGUGCGCGACAUCGUCCGCACGGGGGCGCUGGGGCAAAUCACCACGUCGCACUGGCACGGCGGCACGCCCUCGGGCGGCGGCAUGGAGAUCUGGCAGCGGCAGAAGGACACGCUGGGAGGGUUCCUGUACAUGGACGGCAGCCACACGCUCGAGGCCAUCGUGGAUGUGUUCGGGCUGCCCCGAAGCGUGUCGGCGAGCGUUCGCAAACUUGUAGCCCGCGCGAGCGACAGCGACAGCGGCCCUGAGACGCACCCGAUCGUCAGCUGCUGGUACGACAUGCACACGGGCGAACUGGACCCGACCACGACGCGGUUCGCCGUCGGCGAGAUGCCGUACGAGGACAUUGCCAGCGUCAUCCUCGAGUACGACUCGCACAACGUCGUGGCCGACUUCACGGCCUGGGAGCCCACGGACUGGUGCGCCGACUGGGGCAUCAACGUCUACGGCACCAACGGCGCGGUUCACGGCGUCCUGAACCCGCCCAAGUGCGAGGUCACGUUGCGGGACGCCCGAGCCGGGUACGGCGAGGGUGUGACCAGGAUGGCCACGGAGAAGCCCCAGGGCGUCUCGAAUCAGCUUGGCUAUUACACCAGGCAGAUCGACUUAUUUUUUGACCGUGUGGUCAAGGGCGUCGAGACGGAAUCUGCCGGCGUGGACAUCCAGGUGAAGCUCAUGAAGGUGCUGGACGCCAUUUACAAGUCUGCCAAAGAAAGACGAUUCGUGGAUAUUGUGUAG